This is a messenger RNA of Xiphophorus hellerii (green swordtail), 2158 nucleotides long. It is a transcript of the gene kdf1b, whose product is annotated as keratinocyte differentiation factor 1b. NCBI's taxonomy places the organism in Eukaryota, Metazoa, Chordata, Actinopteri, Cyprinodontiformes, Poeciliidae. Gene Ontology annotation, biological process: regulation of epidermal cell division; keratinocyte development. Gene Ontology annotation, cellular component: cell junction. The record is from RefSeq and is a predicted model, not a curated record. The transcript has 4 exons. Bases 276 to 1343 code for a protein of 355 amino acids.
AAUGGAGGAAGAGACGCAAUGACAAGUCGCCAUGAACAUGAAAACAAUAUUGAUACACGCUCAAAAAAGUGACUGCGAGCGAAUGUCUCCAGUACCUUAACCUAUUGUUAACUGAAUUAGUAAUUAGGCUACAUAAAACAGCGAAACGUUUUCGUUGAGUGGACGAGAUUAAAGCGACGUUGCUUUGAGAGCCGUAAACAGUCGUCGUCGUAGAGGACGUCAGCACUGAGAACAGACUGCUCAACUACUGGUGACCGUAUACAGGCUAGUUAGUCAUGUCUGCUGGCACCAGUGACAGUCUGAGGCGCAUAGAGAGGCAAGUGUCUUUUACCGAGGAGCGGUGUGUGGACCCGGUGGAGGAUAGGCAGCCAACCCCACAGCCAAAGCCAGUCCACAAAGGCCGCCUUAAAGAUGCUAAUGGGAACGAGUCUGAGACCAUCGACUUCGUUCCCAGUGUAGCCGAACCUUCAUCUGCAGCAUCGAGCUGCAAUCCCUGCUCUUCUCCAAAGAGCUGUAAAACCUUCGUGUGCACCGUAAUCACCUUCGGACUGUAUAAGGUGUGCCAGCGCUGCAUCCACGCUCCGCGUUUGGCACCGAACGAGAGCUCCCCAGAUGAGCCAGAAAAGAUCAGCCUCCGAGGCGUUAACCCAGACAACAACAAAGAAGAGGCUGACACCGAAUGGUCAGACUUUCGCAUUAACGGAGUCAAAGUAGUCGGUCCGAAAGAUGAUUUAGAUUACGACGUCAAAUCUUCACCAUAUGCGCCACUGCCUGCUCAAACCCCAUCAGAGUUUGCCUCCCUGCAUGACUCUGUGUCAUUCCAUGACUGGGAGGACGGCGAUGAGAACGUGGACUCCCUGAUCACCAAGAAGCUACUGGAGCUGUACUCUGAGUAUCAAAUCGAAGAGCUGGCCAGGUGCACCUCAGACUCUGUGUUUCUGAGGAAGAGCAAAGCCAUCACCCAACUCAUCAACUCCCUGGCAGAGGAGCACAAAAUGGACGAGCAGGAAGCGGAGUGCCGGUUGGUGCGGGGCAUCAUCCGCAUCAGCACUCGGAAGAGCCCGAAGAAGCGGCCGCCCAUUCCCAGGAUGGAGAGGACGAUGUCGGACAGUGGGCACGAGACCAUGAUUGGGAGUGGCUCCUUUCCCUCAAGCAACAACAACGACUACAAGUCAAAUCCCAACAUCCAAAUAUCCGACUUGACUUCCACUGACAAGUUUGCCAGAAACAUGUGGAGGAAGAAUGGAGAUCCCACUUCAAGUUCUCCAUCAACCUACUCGCCCUCUCACUCAGAGAUGGAGUCUUCAGGUGUGCCACUGCUACACGCUUCGGUGAGGACAUGAAGCAGCGGGACGGAUCAACCCGGUUGCCUCUCUCAGGUCACGCACUGGGUGUUGGAAGGACGACUUUACUUGCACUGGAGUCUGGCUGAGCCGAGCUCCUUUGACAGGAAGGAGAAAAUGUGAAGGCUGGAAUUAUGUGAAGGCUACAGUGAACUCAGGGUUCUGCAUGCAGAUAUUUAUGAAUGUAAAUAUUGUAUCUGUGCAUUUGAAGGAUCACCUAAUUGGGACUUCGUCUGUAAAACAGUUGUUAAUUUUUUUUAUGACAAUUAACCAUCUGCUUGUUUGUGAAGAGCUUGAGGCUCUACAGUUUGAUUUUGUCCUUUACCCGUCCCUUGUUACGCAGUUCACAGUUUUUUCUUUGCUUUUUGUUUGUUUGUUUUGUUAGUACACAUUUCACCAUAUCUUUACCUUCAUAGAGUCGAUUUUAAUUCAUUUUAAUUAUUGCUUUCUUUGUUUAUGAAUGACAUUCUUAGUUUUCUUGAUUUAAUUUGUGUUAGAGGCAUUUUAAUGGUCAUAAUGUCAAUAGUCUAAGAGAUGAAGAAUUUGUUGAAGAUCUUUUCAAAUAUUUAAAAGUGAUAUCAGUAUAAGUAAGAAUCAAAAUUACAUCACUUUUGGAUUAAUUAAAAAAUUUUAAUCAUGGCCAACCAUUAAUUUAUUCUCAUUUUUUAUGGUAUCCUGUACAAAAACAUUUAAAUCCUCUUGUCAAUUACUAACAGUGCAAUAGAAAUACUAUAUUAGACACACACCUCUUUAGUGUGUUAAUCACAAGUCAGCACCUCAUUCUGUGGUUAAAGUUGUUUUCAACAGUUGACAGA